Coregonus sp. 'balchen' is the source of this 12985-nucleotide messenger RNA. The record is from the annotation of a GenBank genome assembly. Lineage: Eukaryota; Metazoa; Chordata; Actinopteri; Salmoniformes; Salmonidae.
AUAUGUGAACACGCUGCUGAAGCUGGUGACCCAGGUCUUGUCCCUGCAGGAGCAGCUAAGAGAGGCCGUCCAGAACGGAGACAUGGAGACGUCACACGGAAUCUGUCGCAUCGCUGUCGCACUGGGCGAAAACCACUCCAAGUGCGUGUGCAUGUGCAUGCACUGUCCCCUCUAAAUCAUCAAUCAAUCAAUCCUUUCACUUCCCCUCCUCACACUCUUGGUGAUGACAUUGAUGCUUCUGGGUUCAUUCUCACAAACCAAUCAACAAAUAAUCCGAUCAGAUGAUGUGUUCAGUUUCAAGCUCAGGCCCAACCUAGUAAACAAGCUGUUUGUUAGUUAUUGUGUGUUUCUGUCUCCGGAGGCCUCAUGUCUCACUGUGUAUGUCAAUGGCUCCAGUCUGAACCCUUCACCUGUCACACUCUAUCUAGAGAAACAUCCCUGCCUGUCCCACCUCACCUCACUCUCCCUGAGCACUGACCUAGUUUUCCUGGCUCUGUGUCUGUUUCUCUCUCUCUCUCUCUCUCUCUCUCGAGAGCGAGCAGGGAGUGUGAGGGCGGAGGGAGGAGGGCGGGAUGGAGGGAGGGCGGGCGGGGAGGGAGGGAGGGAGGGCGGGUGGGAGGGAGGGGGGAGGGGGGGAGGGCGGGAGGGAGGGAGGAGGGGGGAGGGAGGGAGGCGGGCUGGAGGGAGGGCGGGAGGGAGGGAGGAGGGGGGCGUCGGGAGGAGGGAGGCGAGGCGAGGGAGGGAGGGGCGGGCGGGACGGGCUGGAUCGCUCGCGAGAUAGAAGCGCCGAGGUCGGAAGAGCGCGGAGCGAGAGCUAGCUCGCGAGAGAUAGCUCGGCGAGAGAUCGAUUAUCGCGCGAUAUCUAUACUCUCUCUUCCUCUCUCUCUCUCUCUAUCUUCUCUAUCUUUCUUUCCACCCCCCCCCCCCCCCCAGGGCUCUGUUGGAGCAGGUUGAGCACUGGCAGAGCUUUCUCGCAUUGGUCAACAUUAUCAUGUUCUGCACUGGGAUACCAGGACACUACCCAGUCAACGAGACUACCAGCUCCCUCACACUCACCUUCUGGUACACACUACAGGUAUGCACCCUACACUGUAACCCAGACCCCUACACUUUAACCCAGGACACUAACGUUACACCAUAAACCCAACUACCCUGUUCAGAAUAACACCACUUAACAGUACACACUCGCUCUCUCUCCAGGAUGACAUCAUGUCGUUUGACUCCGAGAGACAGGCGGUGUAUCUGCAGGUGUAUAGACCAGUGUAUUUCCAGCUGGUGGAUGUUCUGCUACAUAAAGCCCAGUUCCCCUCUGACCAGGAGUACGCAUCAUGGUCCUCGGAUGAGAAGGAACAGUUCAGGAUCUACAGGUACAAGAGUGUGGGUGGGGUUGUGUGGGUGAGUGCAGGGCUGUGUGUGGGAGAGAGCUAAAUGCAAUAUGCUGACAGGUCUAUUGGUGGGUGUGUUUGUGAUUGUAACAGCCUGGAAGUGAAGUGGCAGCUGAGAGGGCACAAAUGUCUGAUGGAUGACAAUGUUUGUCUGAGUCACAGAUCAUCAGAUGCUCAGAAGCACAUUACUAACAGCACAUUAUAAAAUGAUGCCCUGCUGUUAGUGGUGCCAGUUAAAUGGUGCCUUCUAUUUCACUUGAUUUGAGGUGUAAACACAAGUUUUUUGCAUAUUAACUAAUUUACGAAAAUAGACAAAAGCAGCGGACCCAAAACUGAACCUUGUGGCACACCACUUUUCUACCAUAGUAUUGAUUGUUCCACCUCUAUAACAAAACCUUGCCUCCUGUUGGUGAUAUGCAUUACACUUCUAUAUUAUAAGACUUAACACUUUUGUGUGUAUUCCAGGGUGGAUAUCUCAGACACUCUGAUGUAUGUGUAUGAGAUGCUAGGAGCUGAGCUGCUCAGUAACCUUUAUGAGAAACUAGGACGAAUACUGACCAACACAGAACAAGCCUUGUCAUGGCAGGUACGGUACACACAUAAACACGCAUUGAACAUAAUAAUAAUAAUAAUAAUAUGCCAUUUAGCAGACGCUUUUAUCCAAAGCGACUUACAGUCAUGCGUGCAUACAUUUUUGUGUAUGGGUGGUCCCGGGGAUCGAACCCACUACCUUGGCGUUACAAGCGCCGUGCUCUACCAGUUGAGCUACAGAGGACCACACACACACACACACACACACACUGAACACGCUGUCUGAGGCCUUUUAUUGUCUCCUCCAGCAUACAGAAGCGUUGCUAUAUGGGUUCCAGUCGAUAGCGGAGACGAUAGAUGUCAACUACUCUGAUGUCAUCCCAGGCCUGAUCGGACUCAUCCCCAGAAUCAACAUCAACAACGUCCAACUGGCCGACACCGUCAUGUUCACUAUCGGUAGGUACUGAUACGCUCAUACAUGUUCACGAUAGGUAUUAAUACAGUCAUACCUGUGAUUUUGUUGUGUUUUGUUCAUACAGGGAAAUAACAAGGGGAAAUUUUUUAAACAAAUUGGACAGGAAAACAGGAAAAGCAUCAGUCUCCUUUGCUUCAGUCUCCUGUAGCAUAAAGUGUUAAAUAUUUUCAUCCACUGUAUUCUUCUUCUCCUCCCUCCCUGUAGGAGCUCUAGCCGAGUGGUUGGCGGACCACCCGGUGAUGUUGAGUAGUGUUCUACCUCUGGUACUCCAGGCCUUGGGGAACCCAGACCUCUCCAUCUCCUCUGUCUCCACACUCAAGAAGAUCUGCCGAGAGUGCAAAUACGACCUGCCACCCUAUGCCUCCAAUAUAGUGGCUGUAUCACGUGUACGUACGCGUGUGUGUGUGUGUACCAUAUAUCAUGUUUUUACAUUUAAGUCAAUAUAAUAUUAUUCUACUUAUGCUUCUGCUAUCCUCUCUUCUUCACAGGAGGUGCUGAUCAAGCAGAUUCACAAGGUCAGUCCCCGUCCUGUCUGGAAAUAAUGCAAGCCAUAACCCCAAUGUCCCAACUCACUGGACCCACUCUACUGUAUACAACAUCCUGGAUAAUAAUUUAUAGUUUAAGUCAGGGACAGAGUCAAACUUUUAAAAACGUUAUUGCCUGUGCAUUUGGUACAUGCAAACAAUGAGCAUAUUCAAUACAAGCACAGGGAGUACAUCCGACCAUAGAAUCAGUCAGCCCAUUCAGUCAUGACAACAAGGUUAGAGCUGGUGACAAGACUGAUUAUUGGUAGCUAGCAAAGACCACUUACACAAGGAGUCAGUCUUUCAAAAGUCCUGGAAAUGUGUAACAAUGUUCUCUCCUCUUCCUCUCGCUUUUCUUCCUGCUCCCCUCCCUCUCGCUUUUCUUCCUGCUCCCCUCCCUCUCGCUUUUCUUCCUGCUCCCCUCCCUCUCGCUUUUCUUCCUGCUCCCCUCCCUCUCGCUUUUCUUCCUGCUCCCCUCCCUCUCUCUUCCUCCCUCCCUCUUCCCUUCCUCCCUCCCUCCCUCUUCCCUUCCUCUCCAUCUCCAGACCAGUCAGUGUAUGUGGCUGAUGCAGGCCUUGGGCUUCCUGCUGUCUGCUCUGCCUGUGGAGGAGAUACUGAGGAACCUGCACUCUCUCAUCACUCCCUACAUCCAACAACUUGAGAAACUAGCUGAUGAGACGGUACACAGACACACAUAGACACACACUAUGGUAACAGUGUUAUAGUGACAUAUUUUCCUCUCUCUGUUGGACUGCGGCCAUAUGAACAGACUGUGUGUCUGCAUGGAUGCACCACACACUAACACACACACUAGCGCGUACACACACACACACACUCUCUCUCUCUCUCUCUCUCUCGCUCGCUUUCUUUCUUCCCCCUCUCCCUGUUGGACUGUGUCCAUAUGAACAGGUGUUGUAUCUGUGUGGCUCCACUGCAGUUGAACAUUUCUCUGUGGGACCAGAUUGGCUUCAUUACUACACAAUGGGAUACUGAAUCACAGGGCCAUAACACACACACCAGAUUCUUUCUUCAUUAAAUGUCAGGUCUAAUGAAUCCGGGCCUUAUAGGAGCUAAAAAUAGGGACGUGACAUUAUCAGUGUUGAAUUAGUCUUUCUCCCCCGAUCUACUGUUCUAGGGUCUGCAGAGACCUGAGUGUCUGGGUGAACAGAGAUGGCAGUUCAAAUGAAGAGUUUCAUCUCUUUCUCUCUCUCACUCUCUCUACCUCUCGCUCGCUCUCUCUCUCUCUCUCUGUCUGUCUGACGUAUAGCCAUGACAUCAUACUAUGGAAUCAGGUUGUCUGUGCAGCCUAACAAACACUGGCACCCUAAGGCAAGAGGUGAAACUGCACCUCCACUAUAUAAUUAGCUACAAGCGUUGUCUGUUUUUAUGCAUUUAGGGUGGUAUUCUGACUUAAAUACUGUGCGCUCUGAAUGAUUAAGGCAUAUAUCCAAGUUGAACAUACCUAUCUCAAAUUUGUUUGUGUGUUCAGUAGCGGCGUCACAGUUUGCUCGUUAAGAGAAGGGUAGUCAGCCCAGCCACAUGACUCCUCCCCUGUACUCCACAGCUCAGUUGUCAUGGAUACCGAGCAGUGAUUAAAUGGUUGCUAACGAAGCUUUAAUUAGUGUUGUCACCCUGGAGAGAGCCUGUGUGUGUGUGUGAGUGAGUGAAAUCUGCAGAUAAAUGAAGCCAUCAACUGACUGACGCACCCAAACUUCUGUCUUUCACUGAUCUGUCUUUCACUUCUUCAUCCCUCUCUUUCACUGGCUUUCUUUUUGCUUCACUCGUUAACUCAUUCACAAAAAACAAACAGAUAGAAAAUUAGUGAUGGCAAAUCUUGUUUCAGUCUGGCUUCCUAAAGCUAUUGACUUACUCUCGCUCCCUCUUUCCCUCCCUCCAUCCCUCUCUCCAGCCCAACCCGUCCAAUAAACUAGCGAUAAUCCACAUCCUAGGUCUGUUGUCCAAUCUCUUCACUACGCUGGACAUUAGCAAACAGGAGGACGAAUCAGGAGAGAGCACUGCUCCCCCUGUCAAACCUGCCCCGCCCCCACCAGGGCCUAACCCGGUGAGAUGCACCUUCAUCUUCGUCAUCAUCAUUAUUAUCAUCAGCAGCACUCAGCCAGCCACACACAAGCUCUUUUAAAGGGAAAGUUCAUCCAGUUUUCCUCAUUUGUUACUCAUUUAGCUAGUGCUGUCAAACUAACCUGUGUGUGUUCUAGGUGGUGGUGGUCCUACAGCAGGUCUUUGCUCUCAUUCAGACGGUCCUCAGCAAGUGGCUCAAUGACUCUCAGGUGGUGGAGGUGAGACACAAACACACACAAAAAAAAGUGACGCGUUGACUCAACAGUUUUAAUAAAUGAUCUGCACAUUCAUGAAGCAUUAAAAAAUCCAACCUGAACCAGCUGAAAAUAAACACUCAUUUCACUAUCCCCCCCCCCCCCCCCUUCUCCCUGCCCUCCCCUCUCUCUCCCGCCUUCCUCCCAGGCGGUGUGUGCUAUCUUUGAGAAGUCGGUGAAGACUCUGCUCCAUGACUUUGCCCCCAUGGUGUCUCAGCUCAGUGAGAUGCUAGGACAGAUGUACAGUACCAUACCACAGGCCUCAGCACUGGACCUCACACGACAGGUACACACACACACGCUUGAGCACACUCGCAUACACAAUACACACUCACAUGCAUACGUUCAGAGGCACACACACACUCUUUCACACCAACACCUUGACCGGUGUGAAACAGUCUGUGGUUUUGUUUGACAGAUGGUCCAUAUAUUUGCCAGUGAGACGGACCACUUCCCACCCAUCAAGGCUCUAUUUGAGCUGGUUACCUCAGUAACACUCUCCAUCUUCCAGCAAGGUAGGGGGUCCUGCAGGGGAGAGGGAGGGGGGUGAUCUGUCUGUUCUUGUUUUGGGUGAUUUUGAUUGACAGGCAAACUUACACACACUCCUGCUUUCACCUGAGAACAGGAGAACAAGGAACGUGGAGAAUGAACAUGGCUUCCAUAGCACAAGGGGAAACUAUAAUGGCUGCAUCUCAAUAGUCUAAAGUCCUCGUCUCCUCUCCUUGGAGCUGGACAGUUGAAAGCACCUAUUGCACCAUAUUGCUUUCACCUGCCCUGUGUUUUUAGAUGAGUGCAGAUGAAGGGGAGGAGAUAAGGAGAGGAAGCCACUUUAGACUGUUGAGAUGCAUCCUCUGUCCUCCUGUGCUGCUAUGGAGAAUUACACAAGAAAAAGCAUUAGAAGGAAGUUUUGUUUUUCAAGCUGAUAAUAUCUAGUGGGUCUUACCUGAAUAGUGUCUGCCUCUCUCUUUUCCCCUUUCCCCCUUCUUCUGCUUUGACUGGGUUUGAUUGAUAUUGGCUGCCUCUCCUCUGCUCUCUUUAAAAAAAAAACUAUUUCUUUCUGAGCAGGUGUUCUUCAAUGUUGCUCUGUGGCCAGUACCUUAUACAUUAUGGUGCAACGUUACAAAACAUUACAGAAUGUUGUUGCAGAACAACGUUCAUAUAGAAAUGUAUUGUGUAGAACAGACAUCCUCUUUUACAGAACAGGGGAUUGUGUGGGCUCUAUUCAUUGCAUUUCUAUCUGGGUUGCGUCCCACUGAAUAAGUUUGUUAGGUGGGGAGUUGGGGGAUGGGGUCUUGUUUGGAGUCUAGAAACAGCGAAGGGAAGGGUGGCCUCCUAAGUGUUCACAUUUUUGGUGGGCGGGUAAGGGUCAGGGGUGCUAUUGACCCAAAUCAACCCCUACCCACUACGCACAUGGAUGGUGUAAGCCACACAAUGUUUUAUUCUUGCAUAUCGUAUUACACGGUGGAGCUAUUAGCAAGCCCCUAGGGUGUAGGGUCUAGGGGAGAUGGCUGGGGCUAGGGGUUGAUUUGGGUCAAUAGCACCCCUGACCCUUACUCGCCCUGCAAAAAGGUGAACACGUAGGAGGCCACCCUUCCCUUCGCUGUUCCUAGACUCCAAACUAGACCCCAUCUCCCAACUCCCCAUACACGCCUAGAGGGGAGGGGCGAGGGGUUGAUUUGGGACUUGACGCCCCCCUUCUCUGAAGCGUGACAGUAACAGAGGCCUCCUGGGUUUCCUACUCCAAAACCACUUUUGUUAUUUUUAGGUAUUUUAUUUUUCUCUCGUUACUACUACUUUCUUUUUAUCUCCAAAUGGAACCCAUGUCUUCUCUUUCUCUGCCUGUUUUCUGUUUGUUCAAACGCUCACUGUUUUUCCAAGACUCUUCCAAAGCUUCACACGCCCCUCCUCCCUCUCUCUUCCCCUUUGUUCGUUCUUUACUCACGUGUGACAAUUAUUUCAAUGAGAUCUUUUCUGUUCUCUUUUCUUUCCACAUGACUGUUGAAUCGGUUGAGUUGCUGUUUGUAUAUUAUUAUUCUUCUCUUUAUUCUUUAUGAUUUGUUAAGUUUCAUCUUUAUUAUAUUUUAGGACCCAGGGAUCAUCCUGAUAUUGUUGAUUCAUUUAUGCAACUCCAAGCUCAGGUGUGUUUUUGGUUUCUUAUUUCAUUCACUUUGGGUUUCUCUCUCGUUCUCUCUCUCUCUCUUUCUUUCUCUCUCACACACUCUCUCUAGUUCUCUCUUUCCCUUUCUCUUUCUGUUCUUUGUUUAAGGGUCAGAGGGCGACCCAUCAUAAUGGCAUGGCAGAGAAUAGACAGUAGGUGGUGCUAUUGAAGGACGGAGUCUGUCUCCUUCAAUACUCAGGGCUCUAACCAGUAGCUACACCUUUGUCUGAUGAGGGAGUAAGGGUCAGAGUUCAUCAAGGUCUUGUCCAGUAGGCAUAAAACAGGACAGAAUGUUUUGAAACAAGGAGGGACUACCUGAACGUGUCCCAUAAGAAACAUGUUCAUGUUCGGUUGUCUUCUUAACAUGACCCUGGGAUGUAGUUCCCUGUGACCUCACUGGUUAGAAUCCCCUAGCCACACCCCUUUUCUGAUGUCAUUCCAGCCCAGAGCCAAUCAAAGCCCAAAUGAAUUAAUAUUCCAUUAAUUAAUUAAUUCAGUCGAAUUGGCUGCCCUCUGUUUUUUUUUGUUUUUGUCUUCUACAUUCUUCUUCCUUUAAUUUCUCUCUUUGGAUAGAGCUGAUCUCCAUCUCUCCUCUCCACUUCCCUUGUUCCCUCUCUCUUCCUCCAUCCUGAAUGAGUUCAUUACAGUAUCAGUUGUAUUUAUCCGUACAUGUACCUUACUUACUUAUGUUGCAUAUUCAAUCCAACCUAGCCAAAAAAAGGGAGAAAAAAAUAGUGUAUCGGAAUGAAAUUAAUACAGACAAAAGCUGCAGAACCAUCAUUGCCUUUAGUUUGACCUAAGUUUUAAAUACUUUGUUUGAUUUUCUCCAGUUUGCUUGCUGAGUUUGCAUUGGAGCAGAGUUGUGUACUGUAUAAGUGGUAGUUUGUCAUAGAGAGAGGGAGAGUGGAUUAGUCUAGCCUGGUAGCCUCCACUGUUGAUCUGCUGGAGAUGACUGCUUUAGCCCAAUUCUCAUUCACUCCCCCUCAAGGAUUUAAAAGCAUUGGGAUUGGUGUAAGAAACACUUUGUCUAUACCAAUCCAAUGCUGUUAAAUCCCAAAGGGGGAGUGAACGAGAUCACACCUCAGGGAGAAGGGGGACAAUCAGAAUUUGGCUUUGUUGUCAUAUCUAAGGCCAGAAGUUUUUCCUGACCUUGUGGGCAAACAGUUGGACAUGACAAUGACAAAGGAGUUGUCUAAUGCAGACACAGUUCUGUCUAUGAGGCUAGGAGAGUGGGGUGUUCAGUAUUUUCCGGGGUGGGAGGUAGGGGUUGGGCUGUACCCCUGGAGUAGGGGAAUAGACUCCUGCCCUGUGUCAUGUCUCUGUCUGCCUCCUACUGUAGGCCCUCAAACGGAAGCCAGAUCUCUUCUUGUCUGAGAGUCUUGACGUGAAAGCUGUGUUCCAUUGUGGUAAGUGUGUGUUGCUUUGCUCCUGCACACACACACACUGUUCAUUGUACAGUGGGGGAAAAAAGUAUUUAGUCAGCCACCAAUUGUGCAAGUUCUCCCACUUAAAAAGAUGAGAGAGGCCUGUAAUUUUCAUCAUAGGUACACGUCAACUAUGACAGACAAAAUGAGCGAAGAAAUCCCAGAAAAUCACAUUGUAGGAUUUUUAAUGAAUUUAUUUGCAAAUUAUGGUGGAAAAUAAGUAUUUGGUCAAUAACAAAAGUUUCUCAAUACUUUGUUAUAUACCCUUUGUUGGCAAUGACACAGGUCAAACGUUUUCUGUAUGUCUUCACAAGGUUUUCACACACUGUUGCUGGUAUUUUGGCCCAUUCCUCCAUGCAGAUCUCCUCUAGAGCAGUGAUGUUUUGGGGCUGUCGCUGGGCAACACAGGCUUUCAACUCCCUCCAAAGAUUUUCUAUGGGGUUGAGAUCUGGAGACUGGCUAGGCCACUCCAGGACCUUGAAAUGCUUCUUACGAAGCCACUCCUUCGUUGCCCGGGCGGUGUGUUUGGGAUCAUUGUCAUGCUGAAAGACCCAGCCACGUUUCAUCUUCAAUGCCCUUGCUGAUGGAAGGAGGUUUUCACUCAAAAUCUCACGAUACAUGGCCCCAUUCAUUCUUUCCUUUACACGGAUCAGUCGUCCUGGUCCCUUUGCAGAAAAACAGCCCCAAAGCAUGAUGUUUCCACCCCCAUGCUUCACAGUAGGUAUGGUGUUCUUUGGAUGCAACUCAGCAUUCUUUGUCCUCCAAACACAACAAGUUGAGUUUUUACCAAAAAGUUAUAUUUUGGUUUCGUCUGACCAUAUGAAAUUCUCCCAAUCCUCUUCUGGAUCAUCCAAAUGCACUCUAGCAAACUUCAGACGGGCCUGGACAUGUACUGGCUUAAGCAGGGGGACACGUCUUGCACUGCAGGAUUUGAGUCCCUGGCGGCGUAGUGUGUUACUGAUGGUAGGCUUUGUUACUUUGGUCCCAGCUCUCUGCAGGUCAUUCACUAGGUCCCCCCUGUGUGGUUCUGGGAUUUUUGCUCACCGUUCAUAUGAUCAUUUUGACCCCACGGGGUGAGAUCUUGCGUGAAGCCCCAGAUCGAGGGAGAUUAUCAGUGGUCUUGUAUGUCUUCCAUUUCCUAAUAAUUGCUCCCACAGUUGAUUUCUUCAAACCAAGCUGCUUACCUAUUGCAGAUUCAGUCUUCCCAGCCUGGUGCAGGUCUACAAUUUUGUUUCUGGUGUCCUUUGACAGCUCUUUGGUCUUGGCCAUAGUGGAGUUUGGAGUGUGACUGUUUGAGGUUGUGGACAGGUGUCUUUUAUACUGAUAACAAGUUCAAACAGGUGCCAUUAAUACAGGUAACGAGUGGAGGACAGAGGAGCCUCUUGAAGAAGUUACAGGUCUGUGAGAGCCAGAAAUCUUGCUUGUUUGUAGGUGACCAAAUACUUAUUUUCCACCAUAAUUUGCAAAUAAAUUCAUUAAAAAUCCUACAAUGUGAUUUUCUGGAAAAAAAUUCUCAAUUUGUCUGUCAUAGUUGACGUGUUCCUAUAAUGAAAAUUACAGGCCUCUCUGAUCUUUUUAAGUGGGAGAACUUGCACAAUUGGUGGCUGACUAAAUACUUUUUUCCCCCACUGUAUGUGUUGCUGCAUUUCUCUUAACACACACACACACUUUGUCAAUCGUCGUGCCUCAGAGAUCCACAGAGAUUGUGCUGGAAACAUCUGAAGAGCAAAACUGUUAGUGUUUAAAUAGAAUUUAGUAUUUGGAUGUUUCUAAUACCCUCCCCUCCUCUCCCUCUCCUCUGUAGGAGUAAUGUCACUGAAAUUCCCUGAGGCUCCAACAGUCAAGUCUACCUGCUUGUUCUUUGUGAGUGUACACACUAGGGAUGUGAAAAAUGUAAAAAAAUGUCUUAACGUUUAAACUGCCAUUUUCAUAUAGCGUUUAAAUUUUGGCAAUUUUUUUCAUAAAAUGACCUGAAAUUACAAUCCAGAUAUGGUUCUGCGUAUGACCACUAGGGAGCAAUGCAGUUCAGUCUACCACAGUCCUGGCUACCUACCUACCGGUCGUCACUAGUUACCACAGUCCUGGCUACCUACCUACCGGUCGUCACUAGUUACCACAGUCCUGGCUACCUACCUACCGGUCGUCACUAGUUACCACAGCCACAAAGUCCUAAAGUCUGCCUAUUUCUACAAUGUAUCUUCUUAAAAUGUCAUUUUUAAACCUAACCUAAACCCUAACCACACUGCUAACCUUAAAUUAAGACCAAAAAUAUCAUUUUUGUUUUCAUACAUUUUUACGAUAUAGCCAAUUUUGACUUUGUGGCUGUGGUAACUAGUGGAAACCCUACCAGACUGCGCUCACCUUACUGCUGUCCCCCAUAGUGGAAACCCUACCAGACUGCGCUCACCUUACUGCUGUCCCCCACCCACUCAGCAACGACGGUAUUAAUGCCGUUUUAGGUUCUCUGUGUGCCUCUCCUCCAUGUCCUCAGUUGUCAGUACAUGGGACUUCAUGUCCCACUUUUCAUUCAUGUGAUGGCUCGUUGCAGUGAUUUAUGACGGCGGAUUCAUAGACGUCCAUCAGGUCCGUCACAGUUUAUCGACAUGGCAUCUUGUAGUCUGGUUCUAGAUAUGCCGUUAGGGUAUUAAAGACGACAUCCUCUACCAUUGACAAUGGCUGCAUAUCAACUGCAAUCAUUUCUAUAAUCAGCUCUGUGAUUUUCUCACUCAGUCCCUUAUCGCACUGCUGCCCAGCAAUGGGUUGGGUCUCACGGUGCCUCCUUUCAGCAUUGUAAUGCCACUGUAGCUCAAUUCCACCUCGCAAAGUUUGUAUUUCAUUAGCUUCUCAUUUAACUUGUCAAAGUAUUGCCAUACAGGACUUCGCUGCUAUCGCUUCCCUGUCUCACUUUGCAAUUUUUCCAACGAUGACGUGUGACGCGCUUUAUAUCCGUGGCAAAUAUACAGAACAAAAAUAUAAACGUAACAUGCAACAAUUUCAACGAUUUUACUGAGUUACAGUUCAUAUAAGGAAAUCAGUCAAUUGAAAUUGAUCAAUUGAAGAUGAUCCUGCAAGUGAAGAAGCCAGAUGUGGAGAUCCUGAGUUGGCGUGGUUACACGUGGUCUGCGGUUGUGAGGCCGAUUGGAUGUACUUCCAAAUUCUCUAAAACGACGUUGGAGGCGGCUUAUGGUAGAGAAAUUAACAUUCAAUUAUCUGGCAACAGCUCUGGUGGACAUUCCUGCAGUCAGCGUAUCAAUUGCACGCUCCCUCAAAACUUGAGACAUCUGUGGCAUGGUGUUGUGACAAAACUGCACAUUUUAAAGUGGCCUUUUAUUGUCCCCAGCACAAGGUGCACCUGUGUAAUGAUAAUGCUGUUUAAUCAGUUUAUUGAUAUGCCACACCUGUCAGGUGGAUGGAUUAUCUUGGCAAAGGAGAAAUGCUCACUUACGGUGAUGUAAACAAAUUUGUGCACAAAAUUGGAGAGAAAUAAGCUUUUUGUGCAUAUGGAAAGCUCAUGAAGCAUGGGACCAACACUUUACAUGUUGCGUUUAUUUUUGUCCAGUAUAAUUUAAAAGAUGCAUAUUUCCUCCUACUUACAGCAUUAUUGCGUUAGGUAUUUGUUACAUUUUAAUUUUUGCCUUUAUGAUGAUGAUCGGACCUGUUAAUGGUAGUUUUGUGAUAACUGCACUGUGAUUUUAAUUUUUUCAAAAAUAAAAAACAAUUGGUUAUGGACUUUUUGUAAAUGUUAACGAUCCCAAAUUCGUUUAAACGUCACAUCCCUAGUACACACACACCCAUUGUUGGUUAACAGAUGUGAAUCUUGUUGUUGAGAUGUGAUAUUAGUGUUUGUUCUGAUUGUCCCUGUGUGUGUGCGCCGUAGACUGAGUUGUUGCCCCGCUGCUCAGAUGUGCCCCCAGUGGCCAGAGUGGUGCAGGAGAACGGAAAACUACUGCUGCAGGCCGUACUAGAGGUAAACCUACAUACUCACAUCCUCGCUAAUGUCUCUUACCUGUCCUACUGUAAACUGAAACAUAUCACCUUACUGACUGGUCUUUGCCCCCCCUUUCCUUUCUUUCUCUAUCUCUCCAGGCAAUCGGUGGAGGUUCAUCUCGUAGUCUGAUGGAACAGUUUGCUGAGGUGCUGUUCAGUCUCAAUAAG